Molecule: messenger RNA, 1449 nt
Organism: Penicillium soppii
Lineage: Eukaryota; Fungi; Ascomycota; Eurotiomycetes; Eurotiales; Aspergillaceae
Exons: 2
Coding region: 1-1449 (482 amino acids)
Molecular function (GO): N-acetyltransferase activity
Source: RefSeq, a predicted model, not a curated record
AUGUCGCAACACACAACCACUAUAAGGUUCGCAAGCCCCAAUGAACGCCGCACUAUCAGUCGUGAGGACGUUGGUUUCUACCAUGCUCUAGUGAUAGGAGCAAUUUAUGAAAUCCCCAGUGGAUCUCGAGACAUCACAUCCGCUCGUUCUUUUAUUCCACCUCUGACGCGAUGCAUCCAAAAGUAUCCUUAUCUCAGCGUGCUUGUCAAGGAUAAGCAUACCGAAAAGCCAUUUUACGAGGCAAGCUCGAGCGUAAAUCUCGAAGACCAUGUGUCUAUCGCCAACACCGAAGAUAGUAGCGACGGCGAAAACGAAACUAUUGAAAGAGCAUUGCCAGCCAUACUCGACCGGCCAUGGCCAGUUGACCUACCGCCUUGGCGAAUUGUUGUUCUCCCUCUCUCCUCGACUGAUCCCACCUUAACGCGCUGUUUUAUUGCCCUUGCAUUUUCCCAUGCCCUCGGAGACGGUAUGGUCGGAAUGUCAUUUCAUAACACCUUUUUGGACGCAUGGCGACAGUCUUCUGGUGUCGACAGUGCGUCUUUCAUAGUGACACCGCCGGGCGGAGCACUUCCGGACCCGUUCGAUACACCUGGAAGACUUCCAAUAUCUUGGAGCUUCCUCCUGGGACCCUUGAUUGCGGUUUAUUUGCCAAAGUUUUUGGCGAAAAUGCUCGGUCUCCGCGCCGCAGCCAGCACAGUAGAUGCGGGUACUUGGACUGGCUCGCCAAUAUUUUUUGAUCCAGAUGCGACCGAAAAGAGCAGAGUUCGUCUUCUCGAGAUUGAAGCUCCACUUGUACAAAAUGCGUUGCAGAUCUCAAGAAAACACAAUACCAAACUUACCGGAACGGUGCAUCAAAUGGUUAUCCGGGCGUUGAGCAAGGCCGUGCCUAACCCCGAAGUAACCAAUUUUAUCUCGGGGACACCUGUCGAUAUGCGAGCAUCCAUUGGUACACCAGCUCUUACUUGGGGUCUUUUCGUUUCUGGAUAUUACGAGGUUCAUCUGCGCCCAUCCAACGCGGGUCCUGUAUUUUCUGAGGAAAUGUGGGUAGCCGCCAGCUCGAUGACGAAGAACAUUGCUGCAUGUGCAGCCACACUUCAAGACCAGGCAAUUGGAUUGUUGAGAUACGUGCCUGGAAUCAGGAAGUGGACGUUGAGCAAGAUCGGCCAGCAGCGGGACUCAUCGUAUGAAUUGAGCAAUCUUCUUGCCUUCAAUGAUAUGGAUGGAAGUGAAGAUCAGAAGUACAGAAUUAGCAAGAUGGUCUUCACCCAGCCUGGUAAUGUUCCCAGUGCGCCGCUUGUGUUUAACAUUAUUAGUGUUAAAGGGGGUAGCUUGAUGUGCACGGUCAGCUGGCAAGCCGGGGCCUUGGACAUGCCGCUAGAAGAGGAGCAGUCAUUUGUUGAUGGGAUAUGUUCAUCAAUCCGGGCAGAUUUCGAGGCUUUAAGUGAUUGA